UUUCAUUUCCAUUUGUUGCUGCUGGUUUUUAGAAGUCAAUCGAGAAUUGUCGACGCUACCAGGCGGAACAUCAACAGUGCUGCAGCUCACAAAGGUGAAAAAGGAAGUGUUUUGUGCUAAUAAAGUUGAACUCGUUAAACUCCGUGCUUAGCUACCGAAGACAGCCGUGAAAAUGCACCGCAGCGAAAGUUUGAACAAAUUGAUGAAAGUCUUCAUUUUGGCAUUUCUGUGCAAUGAAAUGCAUUCGAGCCUCACGCAGUCCAGUGCCGCCGAACACCCCUUCAACGCCUACCCCAGCAGCAUAAACGGCAGCGAGGCAACGUUGGAGCAUGCGCAGUAUCAGGCCUCCAUCCGUUUGGCUAUCGACGAUUACAUGUUCGGUGAGGGGCACAUUUGCGGCGGCGCAGUGAUAGCACCGUCUGUGGUGUUGACCGUCGCGCAUUGUGUACACAACUACCAGACGCAGACGUCGCGUCACCCGGCUGAAUUGAAAGUGGUCAUGGGCUCUUUGAAUCGUUAUCAACGCGACGAACACACGCUGGUCUACGGCGUGACCCACGUACAUAGGCCGCGCUCGUUCAACGCACACACCUUGCGCGAUAACAUAGCGAUCAUAAUGCUGGAACGUGACAUUCCAUCCGCACACCCCACCGUCAAACCGAUUACGUUGAGUUUGAACGCCCUAGGCGAGGCGAAGACGCACGAAAUGCUUGCCGACUACGCAGCGAAACAGCAUAAGUACCUGGUGACCAGCUGGCUGGUCACGAAGGAGCACAUACCCUACACCCAGCUCAUGACAUUGAAUGCCACUCAGCUGAGCGAUCAGCAAUGUGUGGAUAAAUAUGGUCAAAUCUAUGGACCAGAUAUGGUUUGUGUCGGCUAUAUGGGAGCAGAGCACCGGGCAACUGCAUGCCACCAAGACGCCGGCGCGCCGCUGGUGGAAAAUAAUCAGCUGCUGGCACUCACUGCCAAACAAAGUGUCGACUGUGUGAAAUGCUCAGAACCAGCGCUUUUCGUCGAUGUCAGUCAUCAUGCCAACUGGAUACUGGAGAAAAUCGGCGAUGGCACGAAUCGCAAUAGUUCCAUUUGGGGUACGCUGUUCUUCUUGAUAUUCACAAUUUGGACAGCGCGACGCACUAAAUACUUCAAGUUGUGGCUUUAAGCCGCACUGUAUAUUUAACUGUAUUUCUCUUUGAAUACCAUUAAUUUAAGAUGAAAUGAAUUAAGGCUGAACUUUUUCAAGAAAUAUUUUAUAUAAAUGUAUAUUUUGUUGUAUAUAAAAUGCAUUCCAUAAAUGUAGUUGAAUUGGAGAAGUGUAUAUAUAGUGGGCACGAACCUAAGUAACCUCAAAAUAUGUAGCGCUAAGAUUAUAUAAUAAAGCUGAAUUUAUUAGUUAGCAAAUAUUAUAUUUGUUGAAUUUGUGAUAAUUUUAGUAAUGAAUUAUUAUGAUUUUUUUGUAAAUAUGUAUAGCAAAUAAUUAUAAUGGAAUUAAUGAAUUUGUCGCUAAAAUAAAUGUGAAUUCUAAUUGAAAAAAAA
Messenger RNA from Bactrocera dorsalis (oriental fruit fly), 1536 nucleotides. RefSeq names its product hypodermin-A. Gene Ontology annotation, molecular function: serine-type endopeptidase activity. The record is from RefSeq and is a predicted model, not a curated record. Gene Ontology annotation, biological process: proteolysis. The transcript has 4 exons. Lineage: Eukaryota; Metazoa; Arthropoda; Insecta; Diptera; Tephritidae. Bases 173 to 1162 code for a protein of 329 amino acids.